This is a messenger RNA of Calidris pugnax (ruff), 2548 nucleotides long. It is a transcript of the gene PELI1, whose product is annotated as pellino E3 ubiquitin protein ligase 1. The transcript is spliced from 8 exons. Gene Ontology annotation, biological process: protein K48-linked ubiquitination; regulation of Toll signaling pathway. The record is from RefSeq and is a predicted model, not a curated record. Lineage: Eukaryota; Metazoa; Chordata; Aves; Charadriiformes; Scolopacidae. Bases 226 to 1608 code for a protein of 460 amino acids. Gene Ontology annotation, molecular function: protein binding; ubiquitin protein ligase activity.
GCAGUUGCUGCGGGUUUUAAAGGAGUUGGUGGAUUUCGGCUGGUUUUAAACAAGCUCCAAAGAGUGGUUUGAUUUAUAUAUAAUUCUUCUGUACUGCGUAGAAAUUCUGAAAGGAUAAAAAGAUACAGGUGGCUCAGCUGAUUGAUUGAGCGAGUCCAACCUGCGGCGUGUGGGACCCGGUGCUGUGCGGGGGCGGCCGGCGGAGGAGCUCUGCCUCCUGCGAGGAUGCGCGCUUCGUCACUGGUGUAUCCCAGAGCUGACGUGGAGGACAUGGGUGGAAAUAAUGAAACAAGUGUGCCACAACUCUUGAUCAGAGACCUGAAAUUUGAGAAGAAGUCAUUAGCUAAGCUCAUGUUUUCUCCUGAUCAAGAAAAUCAUCCAUCAAAAGCACCAGUAAAAUAUGGUGAAUUGAUUGUAUUAGGGUACAAUGGGUCUCUCCCAAACGGAGAUAGAGGAAGAAGAAAAAGUAGGUUUGCUUUAUUUAAAAGGCCCAAGGCAAAUGGGGUGAAACCCAGCACUGUGCAUAUUGCCUGUACCCCUCAAGCAGCAAAGGCAAUAAGUAAUAAGGACCAACACAGCAUAUCAUACACUUUGUCCCGGGCCCAGACAGUGGUAGUUGAAUAUACACAUGACAGCAACACAGAUAUGUUCCAGAUUGGUCGGUCAACGGAGAGUCCUAUUGACUUUGUAGUGACAGAUACAGUUCCUGGAAGUCAGAGCAAUUCGGAUACGCAAUCUGUGCAGAGCACUAUCUCACGGUUUGCCUGCAGAAUCAUAUGCGAGCGCAACCCCCCUUUCACAGCAAGAAUAUACGCUGCGGGGUUUGACUCCUCAAAAAACAUCUUUCUUGGGGAGAAAGCUGCCAAGUGGAAGACGUCGGAUGGGCAAAUGGAUGGACUGACCACAAACGGGGUUCUAGUCAUGCAUCCCCGGAAUGGAUUUACAGAAGACUCCAAGCCAGGGGUGUGGAGGGAGAUAUCCGUGUGUGGGAACGUGUUCAGCCUCCGGGAGACCAGAUCAGCUCAGCAGAGGGGAAAGAUGGUGGAGAACGAAACGAACCAGCUGCAGGAUGGCUCCCUGAUAGACCUGUGUGGGGCCACGCUGCUGUGGCGCACGGCCGAAGGGCUCUCCCGGACCCCCACCGUCAAGCACCUGGAGGCCCUCAGGCAGGAGAUCAACGCGGCCAGGCCCCAGUGCCCGGUGGGCUUCAACACCUUGGCCUUUCCCAGCAUGAAGAGGAAAGAUGUGGUAGACGAGAAGCAGCCCUGGGUUUAUCUGAACUGCGGCCACGUCCACGGCUACCACAACUGGGGGAACAAAGAGGAGAGGGACGGCAAGGAUCGGGAGUGCCCCAUGUGCCGCUCCGUCGGCCCCUACGUGCCGCUGUGGCUGGGCUGCGAAGCGGGUUUUUACGUGGACGCGGGACCUCCCACUCACGCCUUCAGCCCCUGCGGACACGUGUGCUCUGAAAAGACAACGGCCUAUUGGUCCCAAAUCCCUCUCCCCCACGGUACUCACACUUUCCACGCAGCCUGUCCCUUCUGCGCCCAUCAGCUGGCUGGUGAGCAGGGCUACAUCAGACUCAUUUUCCAGGGACCUCUGGACUAACAGCCGUGUUUCCGAGGACUGCAGGAAACUCAUAAGCUAAGCAAUCCCCAUUUUUUUUCAACCCUUUUUUUCGUAUUCUCUGGGCUUUGCUGGUUUGCAUUAAGAUGAAGAAUUUUUGGGGGUUGUUCUUUUUGUUACAACGAAAGUCUGGAAGAAACGGGGAGGGAGGGGGGAAGAAGAGGGGAAACCCCUGCUUUUUUUGUUUUUUUUUCCUCUUUUUAGUUAAUAACUACUUCUGAAGAGGUGAAGGAAGUGUUGAGGUGAACUUCGAUGCCUUCCGUUCAGCGGUUUUGAAUCACAUGCCCACAGUGUUUGAAAGUUGUUUCAUUCUUUUUGUAUAUGGAGGGUAAAUAGUUCAAAGAAACAUUAGUUUACAGCUUGGAUGCAAACGUUGUAAAAUAUAACGUGUAUAUUAACUCUUUUCUAUUUAUCUUUAUUAUUGAAAAUCUGUAGAAUGUUUAGAGAGUAGCAUGGUCAUAGUGUGUUACAUCCAGCCAUCGGAUGUGUAGAGUAGUUCUGGAUGGAGAAGGAUGUGAGAUGGAAACAGUAGAAAAAAAAAAUCUUUUUUAAUUUAAAAUACUGAGUUCUUAGAAUAGUUCAAAUGCUUUUUAAACAAAGCUAAUGCAAAUUCUGAUGGCAUAAAGGUGUGCUUUAACCACGUUGGAAGGUAGCUAGGAAGGACUUUUUAAAAAGUCUUUUUCGUAGGACUGUGCUUAAGAUCUGGUUAUGAGGAGAAUAUUUACCAGACUCUUCGAAUAUGCAACUUAGUCUAGAUUAAGGAUAUUUUUUAUUUUUCCUCCCUUCAUGCUAACACCUCUCUUUAUUUAGCAUUAGUGACGUUUGUGAGGGUUUUCCCAGUGUUAAACAUUUAACAGACCUGAAAGAGGAGGCUCGUUUUGUUCCUUAUGGUUUUUGGGGAGAGGGGGUGGGUUUUUGGGGA